AUGACUAGUUUAGAUAUUAUUGACAAAAACUUAAAAGGCUCUCUUAAUCUCAACGAUUUUGUUAAUCUACAAUCAUUACGUAGUGGUGGUAACCAAAUUACUUCUUUGGAUUUAAGCAAUUUUGAAUUAGAUUUAAGAGAUAACCAAUUUACUGAUUUAACUUUUCUUGGUCACUUAGAAAAUUUAGAGGAGGUUUGGUUAAAUAAUAAUCCCCUCAUAAAUUCUUAUGAUAAUGCAAAAGAACAAGAAGCAAAAGAAGUUGAUAAAAAACAAAGCGAAACAGAAGAAUAUGAAGAAUAUGAAGAAUAUGGCAAUUCUCAAGCAAACUAUCAACAAGUAGCAGCUAAAUUAGAUGAAGACAGAGACACUAAUAUUAACAACGAAAAAGAAUUAAGCAGCAAAAAACAAGAAUUAGUUAACACCAAGCAAAAACUCAAUGAGCUAUUAUAUCAAGAAAAAUCUCUUGAACAGACUAGGUUGCUAAGAAGAACUGAAAAAGAAUUAAAUAAAAAGAUAGAAAGUUUAGAAAAGGGGAAUGCUAAACUCCAAGGAAAACUAACAGCCAAAGAACAAGAAAUCUCUCGAAUGAACCAAACUAUUAAUCAAGCCGUAUCUACUCCUAAACUAAACAUUGAAGGAAGUAUUAAUGUAGAAAGAGGCAAUGCUUUAAUUGACAACGUGAUUGGAGACAAUGCUAAUAUCACUAGCCAUUAUACUAAAUCUGUUGAAGAAAGUGAACAACAAGCCCAAAUCCUCCACCAACCUUACGGCACCCCUAGCUCUUCUAAAAACUAA
This is a messenger RNA of Entrophospora sp. SA101, 795 nucleotides long. Lineage: Eukaryota; Fungi; Glomeromycota; Glomeromycetes; Entrophosporales; Entrophosporaceae. The record is from the annotation of a GenBank genome assembly.